Messenger RNA from Peronospora matthiolae, 1911 nucleotides. The record is from the annotation of a GenBank genome assembly. NCBI's taxonomy places the organism in Eukaryota, Oomycota, Peronosporomycetes, Peronosporales, Peronosporaceae.
AUGAUGGGAGAAGGUGAUGAAGUUCUGGGGCACAUCAACAGAGUCGAGAAUCUGGCGGAGCAACAGGACAUAGUCGGUGCUCCGGUCAGUGAGGACGAUUUGGUCAUCACGCUUCUGGCCAGCCUUAGCGAGUCGUACCAGUUCCUGAUAACAGCAUUGGAGUCGAGAGCCGACUCGCUGUCGUGGGAGCUAGUGACGUCUCGGCUAUUGCAUGAAGACAUGAAGCGCAAGGAGCAAGGUGGCGGAAUCGAAGGAGCCGCGCACGAUCAAGCUCAAGCAUUCAUGUCAAGAGACAACAAGUGCAAGGCUCGACCGGCUAAGAAGACCGGUGCGUGCCACAAUUGUGGAAAGCAAGGACAUUGGAUUGCGGAAUGCCCUUCGCGGAUCCAAGAAGACGCUGGUAGACAGAGGUUCCAGCGUGCGAAUAUCGCGCAAGAAGAAGAGCUUGGCGAUUACCUGUUCUCGGUUGGUAUUGGCAAGACCAAGUCGAGUUACAUGUGGCUGGUCGAUUCAGGAGCGACGCAGCGCAUGACAAUUUCGAAAAAAUUUAUGAGGAACUACAAGGACUUUGUUCCAGUAGAUGUGCAUCUUGCUGAUGAUGAGUUAUCUCGAAACUUAUUUUCCGUUGGAAGAUUCAUCAAGGACGUGGGGCCUGUCACCUAUGAAGUCGAUGGUUGCUUCGCGGAAACGAAGGGUUUCAAGUGGAAACUAGGCGCUCUAGAAGGAAUGGGAUUGUUCAAGCUUUGUAUGACACCGGUGCUUCCUGCCGAGGUCACUGAGGCCGCGACAAAGAAGGAGGAUAAGGCAGGCCAGGCGAAGGAUAAGGCUGGCGAGAUGAAGGACAUGGCUGCGGAGAAGGCGGGCCAAGCCAAGGACAUGGCACAAGACAAGGCUGGUCAGGCAAAAGACAAAGCCGGUGAGAUGAAGGACAUGGCCGCAGAGAAGGCGGGCCAAGCCAAGGGUAUGGCACAAGACAAGGCUGGUCAGGCAAAAGACAAAGCUGGUGAGAUGAAGGACAUGGCCCAAGUAAAGACUGGUCAGGCAAAGGACAUCCUUGAGAAGUUUGGCAUGGAAAACAGCAAACCUGUGAAGACUCCACAAGACCCUGGACUCAAGUUGACAAGGUCAAUGUGUGCAGAUGGGUGCAAGCAUGCGGAAACAAUGGCAAAUGUGCCAUACCGCAACGCCAUCGGCUGUUUGAUGUAUCUCAUGGUGGGGACCCGCCCGGAUAUCGCAGUUGCAGUGGGAGUUCUCAGUCAGUUCGCGGCAGAACCUUGUCCAACCCAUUGGCAAGCGCUAAAGCGGGUGUUCCGUUUUAUUCAAGGCACAAGGACGUAUGGAAUUGAAUUCCAAGCAACCAGUGAUGACAAGCUGCAAGGCUACUCGGACGCGGACUGGGCUGGAGAUGUCGAGGCUAGACGAAGCACAAGCGGGUACGCCUUUGUGAUGAACAACGGAUGCAUUAGCUGGAGAAGCAAGAAACAGAGCACCGUGGCUCUAUCGUCUACAGAAGCCGAGUACAUGGCUUUGACUGAAGCUGUACAAGAAGCAAUUUGGCUUAAGGCAUUCUUACAUGAACUCGGCGAUAUGAAUAGCGACGAAGCAGUCAAGAUCUACGAAGACAAUCAAGGUUCCAUCGCUUUGGCCAAGAACCCCGAGUUCCACAAGCGGACCAAGCACAUCGACAUUCGAUAUCACUUUGUGCGUGAGAAGGUGGCAGAAGGAAAAGUGGUCCUAGAAUACUGCUCGACCAAGGACAUGAAGGCUGACCUAAUGACCAAGCCAAUUCCUGCAUCACAGUUCCAGUAUCUUCGAAGUAUGUUGGGCAUCAAGGCGCCACGGUCUGCCGAGGCGAGUGGGAGUGUUGCAAAAGAAACGCCUUGGCAGGCUGAUUUUGUAAGAUGCACGUAG